Molecule: messenger RNA, 2610 nt
Organism: Lodderomyces pseudojiufengensis
Lineage: Eukaryota; Fungi; Ascomycota; Pichiomycetes; Serinales; Debaryomycetaceae
Gene: ARG5,6
Product: bifunctional acetylglutamate kinase/N-acetyl-gamma-glutamyl-phosphate reductase
Exons: 1
Coding region: 1-2610 (869 amino acids)
Biological process (GO): L-arginine biosynthetic process
Cellular component (GO): mitochondrial matrix; cytoplasm; mitochondrion
Molecular function (GO): N-acetyl-gamma-glutamyl-phosphate reductase (NADP+) activity; NADP+ binding; protein dimerization activity
Source: RefSeq, a predicted model, not a curated record
AUGUUAAGACAAGUAACUUGUUUGAACAAAUCAGCAACUACUACUACUUCAAAAGUAGUUGGUAAAUCAUUUGUUAAAUCAUUAUCAUCAUCAUCAACCAAUAUAGCUACUUCGAUAAACAAAAAAUCUCAAUUAAAAACUUCAUCCUACAAACCAAUAAUAAAUCAAAUUUCAAAUUAUUCAACAAAAUCAACAGUUAUUCAAUUAUUAAAUAAUAUUGGUUCAAAAAGAGAAGUUGAACAAUAUUUAAAAUUUUUUACUUCUGUAAGUUCUCAACAAUUUGCAGUUAUAAAAGUUGGUGGUGCUAUUAUAACUCAACAAUUAAAUGAAUUAGCUUCAUGUUUAGCAUUUUUAUAUCAUGUUGGUUUAUAUCCAAUUGUUUUACAUGGUACAGGACCACAAAUUAAUGAAUUAUUAGAAAAUGAAGGAGUUGAACCAGAAUAUAUUGAUGGUAUUAGAAUAACAAAUCCCAAAACCAUGGAAGUUGUUAGAAAAUGUUUUUUAGAACAAAAUUUAAGAUUAGUUACUGCUUUAGAAAAAAUUGGUGUUCAUUCAAGACCAAUAACUGCCGGUGUUUUUCAAGCUGAAUAUUUGAAUAAAGAUAAAUAUGAUUUAGUUGGUAAAAUUACAGGUGUUAAUAAAUCACCAAUUGAAGCUGCUAUAAGUUCAGGUUAUUUACCAAUUUUAACAAGUUUAGCUGAAACUUCAAGUGGUCAAUUAUUAAAUGUUAAUGCUGAUGUUGCAGCUGGUGAAUUAGCAAGAGAAUUUGAACCAUUAAAAAUUGUUUAUUUAAAUGAAAAAGGUGGUAUAAUAAAUGGUAAUACAGGAGAAAAAGUUUCAAUUAUAAAUUUAGAUGAAGAAUAUGAAGAUUUAUUAAAAGAAAGUUGGGUCAAAUAUGGAACAAAAUUAAAAAUUAAAGAAAUUCAUGAUUUAUUACAACAUUUACCAAGAUCAUCAUCAGUUGCAAUAAUUGAUGUUGAUGAUUUACAAAAAGAAUUAUUCACUGAUUCUGGUGCUGGUACAUUAAUUAGAAGAGGUUAUAAAUUAAUUAAUAGAAAUUCUUUAAAAGAAUUUGGUAAUCCAGAUUUAUUAAGAGCUGCUUUAUUAAGAGAUCCAGAAAUUAAAUCUGGAAAAUCUUCAGUUGCAUCAUAUUUAAAAUUCUUAGAAUCAACUAAUUUUAAAAGUUAUGGUGAUGAACCUUUAGAAGUUUUAGCAAUUGUUUUAGAUGAAGGUAAUAAAGUUCCAAAAUUAGAUAAAUUUUUAUCAUCAAAAACUGGUUGGUUAAAUAAUGUUACUGAUAAUAUUUUUAAUUCAAUAAAAAAAGAUUUUAAUAAAUUAUGUUGGAUAGUUGAUGAAAAUGAUUCUAAUUUAUCUUGGUACUUUUCAAAAUCUGAUGGUUCAUUUUCCAAAAAUGGUCAAAUUUUAUUUUGGUAUGGUUUAAAAACUCCUGAAGUUAGUGAAUUAAUAAAAGAUUUUGAUAAUUCUUCAAUUAUUGGUUCAUCAUUAUCAUCAGAAAAAGAAUCUGGUGUUUUUUCAACAAAUCAACAAAAAAGAGGUUUCCAUACUAAAAGAUUUAUGGCUACUUCAACAACUAAUCCAAAUCCACCAAUUAGACAAGGAACAAAUAAAGAGAAAAAAAAAGUUGCAUUAAUCGGAGCAAGAGGUUAUACCGGUCAAAAUUUAAUUAAAUUAAUAGAUAAUCAUCCAUAUCUUGAAAUAUCUCAUGUAUCAUCAAGAGAAUUAGAAGGUCAAAAAUUAAAAGGUUAUAACAAGGAUAAUAUUAUUUAUUCGAAUUUACAACCUGAAGAUAUUAAAAAAUUAGAAGAAAAUGGAGAGGUUGAUAUUUGGGUAAUGGCAUUACCAAAUGGUGUUUGUAAACCAUUUGUUGAUGUUAUUGAUUCAAUUAAUAAUCCAAAAUCCAAAAUUAUAGAUUUAUCUGCUGAUUAUAGAUUUGAUACUACUGGUGAUUGGGUAUAUGGAUUACCAGAAUUAAAUGAUCGUCAAACAAUUGUUGAAGCUAGAAAAAUUUCAAAUCCAGGAUGUUAUGCAACUGCAGCACAAGUUGCAAUAGCUCCAAUCUUGGAUUAUAUUGAUGAUAAACCAAGUAUAUUUGGAGUUUCAGGAUAUUCAGGAGCAGGUACAAAACCUUCUCCCAAAAAUGAUGUUGAAAAUUUAUCAAAUAAUUUAAUACCAUAUUCAUUAACUGAUCAUAUUCAUGAAAAAGAAAUUUCAAAUCAAUUAAAUCAACAAGUUAAUUUUACUCCUCAUGUUGCUCAAUGGUUUCAAGGAAUAUCUCAUACAAUAAAUAUUCCUAUAAAAAAAAAUUCUUUAACAUCAAGAGAAAUUAGAAAUAUUUAUCAAGAUAGAUAUCAAGGUGAACAAUUAAUUACAAUAAGUGGAGAAGCUCCAUUAGUUAAAGAUAUAAGUGGUAAACAUGGUAUUGUUAUUGGAGGAUUUGCAGUUAAUUCUCAAGAAGAUAGAGUUGUUAUUAUUUCAACAAUUGAUAAUUUAUUAAAAGGUGCUGCUACUCAAUGUUUACAAAAUAUUAAUUUAACUUCUGGUUAUAAUGAAUAUGAAGGUAUUCCAAAUGAUACAAUCAUUAGAGGUUGA